UAUUAUAGUGGGGUUUUAGCAAAGUCUUAUCUUUUCACCUCUGUGAACAUCUUUAAAAAAUAGCUGGUGCUUCAAAAUUUGGCAGAUACCUGUUAUUUAUUUAGGUGCUUUCUUGAACUUCCAGAUGUUAGCCUUCUGUAUGUGUUAGAUUCACAUUAUUUUAGCAUUGUUGCCAUAUUUAGUUACCUAAAACAGGAACUGCUGUACUUCACAGGGUGAGCUCAGCUUCCCUCUGUUUUUUCACUGCAAAUGGUAUGCAUCAUGUAGAGCAAAGUAUUUUUGCUUCAUCAACAUAUGGACUUAUUAUCAGUAUUAUGGAUCAUCGUCAGAAUUUUGGUUACAAGUCCAGGAUUGUUCAGUCCAGCUGUAGAGAGGAGAACAAAAUGAACCACCCAGCCCAAUACAGAAGGUGCAGAGGGCAGUGGAAAUGAAGCAAGAGGGCUUGAAAAUGUCUGUGUGCAGUGAUUUUGUGGAGCACAUCUGGAAGCCUGGCUCCUGCAAAAACUGUUUCUGUCCCAGAAGUUUUCACCAACUGCAGGCACCAUCCCUUAAUCAACAAGGCUGCAGUGAAGCCUUGCAGGAUUUGAAUGGAAUUGGAGCCAAAGUUGAGAAUACGCCUUGGGAAGAUGAAAGUCUAAUUUCCUUGUCUUACUCCAAGCCAACUAUUGCUGUUAAACCAACUAUGAUAACCUCGGAUGCUGCUGGUGUGUGGGCAGAUGGAAACUUGAAUACAGAUGUCUCGCAGGGCAACGAGAUCAAAAGGAAGCCCCAGAACAUCCCAGAAGAUCGUCCUUUAUUCCUUGGCCCAUCUGGUCCUGAAAGGGCAGAAAGAAAUAUCUCAUACAGUAAAGAGGGCCAGGAUUCCAUGGCCGGUGUAUCCAGGAUAACAAAUUUUGGUGAAGAUAAAAGAAGGGUCUUGAACUCAUUCUCCAACUUUCAUGUGCAUGAUUCUGUGUAUAACUUAAACCCAGAAAGAGACUUUCUGGCACGUCCACCAGAUACUGUGCUAAAAAGCAGCAGUUCUUUUGAUUUGUCCCAAGGAAGUCCUUACUGUCUUCUGGUCAGAACCUCAGAUCAAAUUGAAAACAAGCCUACAGAUAGCAGAGGAAAUUCCAGAGAACAACAGCCUUCCUUUCAAGGAAAGAGCCAAAAUGAACCCAUCUAUGCCGAGAGUUCAAAGAGGAAAAAGAUGCAGCAUAAUAACACUAACACAUUGAAGAGUGGCACCUUGACUAUUAGCCCAAGUCAAAAUCAGCAUGAUGGGACGAAGACUCUCCAUUUGAGCUGCGAGAGGAAUUUUCAAGAUCCUGGUUCACAAAGAGCAGCAACUAUUACUAUAAUGGCCCCACAAACAGAAGAUGACCAUCGAGCGUUUUUUCUUAGCAGCCCAGACUCAGCAGUUGGAGUACAGUGGCCAUGUGUUAACCCAACUAUUAGCCCAGACACUGAGAAAUCAUCCUCUUUCUUUGAGCCUAGGGGAUUGCCACAAGAAAGAUGUGAUAGGAAUUCAAGAGGCAAAAGUCCAGAGGCUGAGUCUCCAAUGUCUAGUAAGAAUAUGAUUGAUAGGAGUCCUGCUAUUCCUCCAAAGAUGUCCAAAGGAAGCCCUCCUAGACUUGAAGAGUCUCUUCCACAAUCAGUCAAUUCUUCCAUUAAAGCUAAUUCUUCCGUUGCUGAAACCUGGGAUGCUAGCAUGCCAAGGGAUGAGACAGAUGGCACUGUGAUUGGGCCUUUGUCGCCCUUCUGUUCCCAGAUGAACAGCAUUUCCCCAGAUGACUCCAGCAGAGGUCCUUUGCCCUCAGGCUCUGAGAGGAGACCAAAAUACUACCAUGCCUCCUGGCAUAGGCCGUGUAGGAUUGAGGAGGAAGAGGAGGAAGAGCAAAGAAAUGCAGCAGAAAUGGAGAAUGAAAUAACCAUUUCUCCAAGUUUUUCAGUUCAGAUAAAACCAUGCCCUAUUCAAGCAGUUGAGACCGGAGAAAUGAAUCAAUCAAUGACAUCUGCUUUUGAUGAGCCUGGACCUGAGGAAGUUGUAACUCCUCGGCUGCCUCCAAAGAAACCACCCAGGCGCCAUCUACAAACCAUAAAAAAUGGUGAACUGGAGCAGCUCAACAGUGAUUCUACUGAGAGCCUCAGGGGAUCAACGGCCAGCUUGAAUUUGGAUACAAAUCCACUCAGCGGUGGAGGAGAAUUGUGCAAAGUGAGUCUUCAUUCCUCCAACCAUACCGAGAAAUCUGCCUUGCCUUCCGUUCAUUUUUCCUCAUGGUUGACUGAAAACACGGCACCGUGCAAAACUGUGGAGCCGCCUCCUCUGCCCCAAAAGAAAACUGUCAGCCGAGCUCUUUCAUCACCCGAUGGAUUUUACUGGGGCUCAUCCUCUCCAUCCAAAGCAGCUGUCUUCCCCAGCUUCAAGUUGAACUCCAGUCAAUCAGAAACUAAUGUCUGUAUCCAAGAAAAAUCUCUCUUUUGCUCUAACUUGGGAAUCAACCAUCAUACAAUUUCCUCCUCUGAGUCUCUGGGGAAAAACUUCAUAGGGUCCACCACUACUCCAUUCCCAAAUUCUGCUAAGAACAGCAGCCUUUGUGGCUUUCAGGAUAGAAACCUUCCAUCUCGUUCUUCCUCUCAGCAGAGUAUAUCCACCCAGGUCUCCUCAGGUUCUAGCCUUCAGCUCCAUAACCUCUUCAGCAACAUCAACAGCAAAGAAGGCAUGUAUACCAAGUUAGGAGGACUCUAUGCAGAAUCCUUGCGCCGCCUGGUCUCCAAAUGUGAAGAGUAUUUUAUGCAUGAUCAAAAAAGUGAGCUGCGUUUUAGUGAGAACUACUGGCCUUUCUUCAAACUUACGUGCAACAAACCAUGCUGUAAUGCGGGAGAUGCCGUAUAUUUCUGUGCAACGUGUGCCAAGGACCCUUCUAGCACUUAUGCAGUGAAAAUAUGUACAUACCAAGACAAUAAAACUGCAGCAUCCUGUAUUAGCCCUUCUAUUCCCGUUCACUUCAAUAUCCAGCAGGACUGUGGGCAUUUUGUAGCCACUGUGCCCUCCAGCAUGGUGAAGAAUGCUUCCAUGGGCAGCCAGUGUCCUUCCCAUGUUGGGACUGAGCAAGAGUGUGUGGUUGUCAUUACCCGUGAAGUGCCACACCAGACUGCUGCUGACUUUGUGGGAGUUGCUGAAACUUUCCAUAAAGAUGAGCCGGACCAGUAUGAGAGGAGAGUGUGUUUCCUGCUGCUACAGCUUUGCAAUGGGUUGGAGCAUCUUAAAGAGCACAAUGUCAUCCACAGAGAUCUCUGUCUAGAAAACCUGCUGCUGGUGCGCUGCAAACCUUUCAUAGGCUGCGGCAGGACCAAAAAUGACAAGCAUCUGCCAAGGCUCCUCAUCACGAAUUUUUUAAAAGCCAUGCAAAAGCCAGGCACCGGUGAAUCCAAAGCAAAGAAGAACCAGGCCCGGUUAGCUCCAGAGAUUGUAUCUGCCUCCCAGUUCAAAAAGUUUGACGAAUUCCAAACCGGCAUUCUCAUCUAUGAGCUUUUGCACCAGCCUAACCCAUUUGAAGUUCAGACCCGUCUCAGAGAACAAGGAUACAACCAGGGUGACCUCCCUGCCCUUCCCAACCUUUCCAUUUAUUCCAGUGGGCUCCAGAAACUUGCACAUUUGCUCCUGGAAGCAGACCCAAUCAGACGUAUCCACAUCACAGAAGCAAAGCGGAUUCUUCAGUGUCUGCUUUGGGGUCCUAGAAAAGACAUAGCGGAUCAGCCACUAAAACACAAGGAUGCCCUUCAUGGAGCUCUUCAGAACUGGAUUGACAUGAAACGGGCCUUGUUAAUGAUGAAGUUUGCCGAGAGGGCAGUGGAUGCAGAGCACAAUGUUCAGCUGGAGGACUGGCUUUGUUGCCAAUAUCUGGCCUCUGCAAAUCCCUCUUCUCUCUUUAAGUCUCUGAAACUUCUUCAUCUCCUCUGAUCUCUGUAGCGUUUUCAAAGCUGGCAUUGGUUCUGGCAGAAUCUGCCUAAGAGGGCACUUAGUUGGCUCUCUUGAAAGUGGGUGCACACCCCACAUUUUUCCUUUGUGUAACAUUAACUGACCAAUUUUUUUUAAAAAAAAAAGAAAAUGCAUUUUAUGCAGUCAUUGUGAAUGUUAUAAAAAUGUAAACAGUGUUAUCUAGAUUCCACCUCUAAGUAACUCUUGAAAGCCCCCGUUAAAGUGUUUCCCCCCGCCCCACAAUUUGAAGGAGUUUGUUCUUGUAAGAUGUUUUGUUGUUAUUUUCAUAUGAAAUAGAUUUAAGUUAAAACAGCAUUGGUCUUUUGUUUUAUUUUUGUGGGUUAAAGAAAAAAAUUCAGGGAGAACUGUGCAGCCGAGUCCCAACAAUGCUGUCUUGAAAUUGCAUCUUACUAAACCACUGAAACCAGGCCUUUCAGUCUUGUUCCAAUUCCAUCCUGGCUGUUUGGGUUGAGAUGUGCUUAGUGCAGUAUUUUUCAAGCUGAUGCUGGCUGGGGAAUUCUGGGAGUUGAAGUCCAUACGUUUUAAAGUUGUUAAAGGUUGAGAGAGACUGGCUUAGAGAAUACGGGGCAGGGGAAUGAUGGGAUCUUUCCAAGGAAAGAAAAAUGGAAAGUUGAACAAUAGGAAAAUCUCUUCGGGGUAAGCUUCAGAACCAUAUUCAGCAGUAUUUCAGGCUCUUGUUCAAAAGCAGUCCGUGUACACUGAAAUAUAUUGAUCCCAAUGCAAGGUGACACUAUAAUAGAAUUCCUGGGGUGGUGGGGGACAAUCUCCUGACACUAUCUUUAGCUCCUGUUUAGACAGGAGUGGAACUGUCGUAAAACGGUGCCUCUGAUCCCCAUAUCUGCAAGCGGAAGAACAUUCUGGCAACACGGUACCUUCCCCACAGGUUUGGUUUUAUAUUCUUAAUUACUCUGUGUGUAUUUCUUUGGGAUUGUUCUCUUCUUGUUAAACAAGAUUCUCUUCCUGUCUUUUUGUUGAACAUGCAAAUAAUCUCUUGGCAUGGCAACAUUUCCCCAUCUGACUGAGUUUCUUUUACUGAGAUUCUGAACACGGUAAUCAUUGCAAGGGCAGAAGAAACCUAAUCUGCCUGAUUCCCCAACUUCUUUUGAACCAACUCCUUCAUUUAUGCCUCGUUUGAAACCACAUGUGAUUAUGUUGGGCUUGCUUAGCAAUUUCGGGUUUAUAUAUAGAUUAUCUAUUUCUAAAUUUCUUGAAUUGGGAUCCUAUAAGUUUCAAAGUAUAAGGCAGAGAUGGAGUAGUGCUGUGUAUAGCUGCCCAAGCCCAUGUUUCAAAAACCCUAUGGCCU
Molecule: messenger RNA, 5285 nt
Organism: Ahaetulla prasina
Lineage: Eukaryota; Metazoa; Chordata; Lepidosauria; Squamata; Colubridae
Gene: PRAG1
Product: PEAK1 related, kinase-activating pseudokinase 1
Exons: 8
Coding region: 428-3943 (1171 amino acids)
Biological process (GO): protein phosphorylation
Molecular function (GO): ATP binding; protein kinase activity
Source: RefSeq, a predicted model, not a curated record